This is a messenger RNA of Rangifer tarandus platyrhynchus (Svalbard reindeer), 1194 nucleotides long. The record is from the annotation of a GenBank genome assembly. Lineage: Eukaryota; Metazoa; Chordata; Mammalia; Artiodactyla; Cervidae.
AUGCUCCGCAGACUGGCCCGGGCCGCGACCCCGCGGCAGCGGGUCUUCUGGGCGCGGAGGUCUGGGAGCCUGGCGGAGGUUCCGACGUACGUGGUGGACCUGCGCAGCGACACGGUGACCAAGCCCGGGCCGGCCAUGAGGCGCGCCAUGGCCGAGGCCGUCGUGGGGGACGACGACUACGGCGAGGACCCCACCGUCCGCGAGCUGCAGGCUACGGUUGCGGAGCUGCUUGGGGUGGAGCAGACCCUGUUCGUGCCCACAAACACCAUGGCCAACCUCAUCUCUGUGAUGUGUCACUGCCGGCGCCGGGGCUCCCAGCUCCUCCUGGGGCGCGAAUGCCACAUCCAUGUCUAUGAGCAGGGCGGGGUGGCUCAGAUCGCAGGGGUGCACUCCCACCCCCUCCCAGACCUGCCCUACGGCACCCUGGACCUGACUGACCUGGAGAGGCUGGUCACACGGAGCCUUGGGAGCCCCUACCAUCCUAUCUGUGAGCUCAUUUGCCUGGAGAACACCCACAGCAGUUCAGGGGGCCGGGUCCUCCCCUUGGAAUACUUACGGCAGGUGCACUUGCUGGCCCGAAGCCAUGGGGUCCGUGUCCACCUGGAUGGGGCGCGGUUGAUGAAUGCCGCGGUGGCUCUGGGCGUGCCCCCGGCCCGCAUCAUGGAGCACUGUGACUCUGUGUCUCUCUGUUUUUCCAAGGGCCUUGGUGCACCAGUGGGGGCCCUGGUUGGGGGACCCAAGGACUUCAUUGAAGAAGCCUGGCGCCUCCGGAAAGCCCUGGGUGGAGGGAUGCGCCAGGCUGGGGUGCUGGCCGCAGCUGCCCUGGUGGGACUGGCUGACGCCGAGGAGAUGCUGCAGAGGGACCACCAGAAUGCACAGAGAUUUGCCAAAGGGCUCCAGGAACUGGCGUCCCCCGUCUGCUCCGUGGAUCCCACCGCCGUGGAGACCAACAUGGUGAUGGUGAGAGUGGACGGGCUGCCGCCCGAUGAGCUGUGCCGGCGCCUGCAGGCCGUGAGCGCGGACGAGGCGGCCCAGACCGGCCGCGCGGUGCGUGUGCUGGUCUUCCCCUGGACGGAGCGGUCGGUGCGCGCCGUGUGGCACCGGGACGUCUCCACGCAGGACACAGAGCUGGCGCUGGGAAAGUGGGCGUUCGUGCUAAGGACCCUGCGCCUUGGCCAGGAUGGACGGAGCUGA